This is a messenger RNA of Botrytis deweyae, 1128 nucleotides long. RefSeq lists its product as uncharacterized. The transcript has a single exon. The record is from RefSeq and is a predicted model, not a curated record. Bases 1 to 1128 code for a protein of 375 amino acids. Lineage: Eukaryota; Fungi; Ascomycota; Leotiomycetes; Helotiales; Sclerotiniaceae. Gene Ontology annotation, molecular function: nucleic acid binding.
AUGGUAUCAACUCGCCGCGAUCGCUAUGAGGAUAAAACGUAUCCCCAACAGCAUAAUAGAACCCCUGUUAAAGCUAAAACCCAGGCUAUGCUUGAUGGAAUAGCUGAUGGAAUUGUCACUACUUUCAAAGCUCGAGUAUUCAGGGCCUACAAUGUCGCACCUCGCACCGGAUAUCGACAUUGGCAUGAUCGCGAUCCAAGGCGUCUACAUGAUUCUACAGUACGUAAAGAGACUAGAGGAGCAAAAAAAACCCUUACUCCUCGCGAUAUACGUGCUAUGGAGAUCAUGAUCCAAACGGAGGGUUUUGAGGCUAGAUCCCUCAAUUGGAAGCAAUUGGGAGAGGCAUGUGGAUUAGACCAAUCCGGAAGGACUAUUGCACGAGCUAUGGGAUCUAUGGGAUAUCGAAAAUGUAUAGCUUGUUGCAAGGGAUGGGUUACACAGAGAACAGCUGCCGCUAGACUCCAAUUUGCCCGCGAUAUGCUAGCUAAAUACCCUAAUCCGGAGGAUUGGAGAAGAGUUAGGUUCUCUGAUGAGUGUCAUUGGGGUUUCGGGCCUGAGGGAAAGUAUAGGAUCAUUAGAAAGCUAGGCCAGAGGCUCUGUCCUGAGUGUAUUCAGCUCAGAGGGGUAGAAAAGGAGGAACACCGCAAUAAGCAACACUGCUGGGCGGCAGUGGGCUACAACUUUAAGAGCAAUCUUAUAUAUUACGAUGUUCCUGGGAACCGGAAUGGCAAGUUGUCCCAUAAGGUUUAUGUCGAUACUAUAUUGGAUGGGGAGGUAAAGCGAUGGUUAGCUGUAUCGAAGGAUUUCGUACUCGAGGAAGAUGGUGAUUCAGGACACGGCUAUGGGGGCAAGAAGGACAAUAUAGUGAAGAAAUGGAAGAGAGAUCAUAGUUUAGAAACCUAUCAAAACUGUCAUGAUAGUCCUGAUCUCUCAAUCAUCGAAAAUAUCUGGCAAAUCCCAAAACAAGUCGUUCGGAGGCAUGCCCAUUGGGACGAUACAACCAUGCGGGAGCUUAUAAAUGAGGGUUGGGAGCAAGUUACUAUUGAACAUAUCAAUAAACUAGUAGAUACUAUGCCUCAGAGGCUUAGGGAUGUUAUUAAAAUGAAAGGACAGCUCACUGGGUGGUGA